This is a messenger RNA of Necator americanus (New World hookworm), 2016 nucleotides long. RefSeq lists its product as uncharacterized. The coding region runs from base 1 to 2016 and encodes 671 amino acids. Gene Ontology annotation, molecular function: zinc ion binding; protein binding; histone methyltransferase activity. The transcript is spliced from 22 exons. Gene Ontology annotation, cellular component: nucleus. The record is from RefSeq and is a predicted model, not a curated record. Lineage: Eukaryota; Metazoa; Nematoda; Chromadorea; Rhabditida; Ancylostomatidae.
AUGGCAGCCGCAGCAGCCUUCUAUUCUGAUGUGGACAAUUCUUCCAGAAUGGAGCUUACAUCAAGAUGGCUCUACCAUCCGAAUUCUGGCUCCUGUAGUAGCGAACAUGUUUCCGACGUGUCAUCUUCGGCAAUGAGUGAUUCGAGUCAUUCUUCUACUAGCAAUGAUUCUGUUAACUACAACAGAACACUCUCAGCUAAUUCGCAAGAGGAGUUCAAGCUGUGCAGGUUUGCAGCGGAGACACCUCGGAAUAUCAAUGCUGUUUGGGGUGAGGGAGGCACCACCGAGUCCACGAGCUUCUUCGAACGCGGCGAAUUGCAGAAAGGUUACGUCGAAGUGCCAAUUCACUCAGAUGUUCUAUUUGUUAAUUUACCUGGAAGAAUUGUUAGCGCUUUGGUCCAGUCGCGUCGUAUAGUUGUGGAAGGUGAUGGAAAAAUACGUUCUCUACCUUUUGCGCUUGAUGAGUUCAAUAAUUUGGCGCCGCACACUGACGAUGGCAUUAAUCCGCUCCAACGCAGGGUUCUACAUGCACUAGAGAAAGAGACGUCCACGAAGACCUUUGUAUCAUGUGAUCAAGCGGACAAAGGAAAGGAAAACGAGGAGAACAAUUCAGUCAGUGAUAACGAAACUAGUGGAUCACUUGUUGAUUCUACAAUGGCGUCUCUGUCUCUUGCUUCGUCGGGAGCUUCGAAAGAGAACGAAGUUAGCUCGAUCGAUUCUAAAGGAAGUGACCAAAAGGAUUUGCUUUGCGCCAUAGGACUAUCAUCAGAUCAAAUCGAUCGUCUUUACAAUGCUCCUGUAUGGACUCCCAUGCUAAGAAAGAAAAGCGAAGAUGAAGAAGAGGAAUCUACGGCUGGAGAAGACCAGUCCAUGUCUGCCGACCCCAGCGAAAGGUCUUGGGAAAUUGCUGCGAUUCUUCGGCCGCAAAUUACUAAGAAGGGUUCUGUAAUAAAGGAGAAGGAGUAUCUUGUUGUUUGGAAAGAUUGGCCUUGGUACGAUCAGUGGAGUUUGACACCUGAAAGUUUUGACGGCGACGGAAAAAGGAUGGCAGCGGCGGAUACACGAGAGCGCUUGGUCUCACAGAUGGCGGCCUACAUGCAGCAAAAAGACAAAAAAGGCUUUGAUGAAAUGUUUCCUUCCUUUGGGCGUCGACAUGAUUUUACAAAUUGGUAUCGUGUGCAUCUUCGUGUAGUUGAGCAAGCAAUAAAUGAUGAGCUUGAAGAUCUAGGAAUGGCUCCGAUUUACAUUGAGAACUGGACGAAUGAUGAACGAGCUCUCAUCAAUGUCAAGUAUUUGACGAGAUGUGCGUUGUCGGUUUUGAACUAUCGGGAGGUGAAAGCUACUGGUCGAUCUUUACGUCUUCAGUAUCCUGAUGAAGGAGCAGGUUGUAACUGUAAAGACGGAAUUUGCACUUCGUCUUGUCCCUGUAUUAAGCUAAUGGGUCGAGAUCAAAUACGAAUGAGGAGCAGCGGUAAAGUUGAUGUUGAGAAGCUCGCGGAAGCAACUACCGUUGAAUGUGGCACAACCUGUUCCUGCACAUCAGAUUGUCCCAGUAGAUUUGCUGAGAGAGGGCGGAAAGUACCUUUAGUGGUAAUGUACACGACUGCGAAAGGUUGGAGUGUAUUUGCGCCACAAAUUAUUCCAGCUGGAACUUUUCUUGGAGUUUAUACGGGCGAGAUUAUUCCUCUAUGUAGUGCGAUUUCGCAAGGGAUAUCCACUAGCUACCAGUUCACAAAUAUUCAUCAGAUACCUGGUACAAAGCAAUACGUUGUUGAUGCUUCUCGUAUGGGGAACGAAACCAGAUAUUUCAAUCAUGCUUGCGGAGAUGCUGCAAAUCUUAAAGCAGUUUCACUUCUGUCGCGAGGUAAUUUGCUGACCAACAAUAUGCUUUUCUUCACCAAACGGAUGAUUGCAAAAGGUGAAGAGCUCACUUUUUCGUACCGCGGAAAGGAUAUGGAGGAGCAAAAAAGUGGUAUCCGCUGCCUGUGUACACCCGGGUGUCAAAAUCGAUUGUGA